AUGACAGCGUUUUGGCAAUUCCCCUGCUGCUGGGGUGCUGUAGAUGGGUGCCACAUCCCCAUUCAGUGCCCUCCUGGCGGUCUGAGGGCCAGUAAAGAGUAUCAUAACUUUAAGAACUUUUAUUCAAAAGUAUUGAUGGCCAUUGUAGAUGCACAAGAUCCUUUCAUCUGGGCUAGUGUUGGUUUUCCAGGAAAUUCACACGAUUCCAUCAUUUUCCAGUCCACUGAUUUGUGGCACAACAUUACUGAAAACAACAUCAUACCAUCAAUUUCUCAAGUCAUUGAAGGUACCGAGGUUUACCCGAUGAUUUUGGGCGAUUCUGCUUUCCCAUUCAGAGUGUGGUUAAUGAAACCAUAUGGUAAUGCUAACCUUACACCUGAAGAGGGCUAUUUUAACUAUCGUCUAAGCCGCGCAAGAAUGGUAACUGAGCGAGCCUAUGGACAACUGAAGAGCAGGUGGAGAGUUUUGUAUCGAAAGCUAGAAUGUAGACCAGAUUCGUUGAAACUGGCCGCGCUCGCGUGUAUUGUACUUCACAACAUCUGCAUUACCACAAAGGACAGCCUUCCUGCCCAACUGGAUUUGUCAAUUGAUCCUUUCGCACAAAAGAAAAGGUCCAGAGAAGAAAUACGAGAUCUGUUGCAGAUGCGCAACUGCCCUAACAGAAAGGAUUCAUCUCGCAAAGCUGGAGCAAUAAGGGAGGCUUUGACCAGGAAAAUGUGGCAGGAAAAAGAAGCAAACGAACUGGAAAUGUAG
Pocillopora verrucosa is the source of this 753-nucleotide messenger RNA. The record is from RefSeq and is a predicted model, not a curated record. NCBI's taxonomy places the organism in Eukaryota, Metazoa, Cnidaria, Anthozoa, Scleractinia, Pocilloporidae.